Messenger RNA from Entamoeba histolytica HM-1:IMSS, 729 nucleotides. RefSeq lists its product as uncharacterized. The record is from RefSeq and is a predicted model, not a curated record. The coding region runs from base 1 to 729 and encodes 242 amino acids. Gene Ontology annotation, molecular function: ubiquitin-like modifier activating enzyme activity. The transcript has a single exon. NCBI's taxonomy places the organism in Eukaryota, Evosea, Mastigamoebida, Endamoebidae.
AUGCAAAAUAAUACUGAUACUUGGGAUAUUCGUACUAAAUUAUUAGUUGGAGAAGACAAUUAUAAGGUUAUUCAAACUAAAAGAUUUUUGAUUAUUGGUAAUCAUCCGUCUUUGUCUUAUACAAGUGAAUAUUUAAUUCGAGCAGGGGUUAUUAAUUUAACUCUAUAUUAUCCAGAAAUAAACAAUGACAUUUCACUCACAUUACAUGCAUUUACUGUAGAUCAAAAGAAUGAACAAGAACAAUUAUUAUUGAUUAAUCCUGAAGCAAAAAUUACAUUAAUUAAUAAACCAUAUGAUUCAAUGUUAAUGAAAACAUAUAUUUCUUCAAAUGACAUCAUUCUAAUUGGAAUAGAAAACCAAAAGUUUGCAGUUGAUGCAUGUAAAAUAGGAUUAGAAUUUCAAAAGAAAGUAUUUUGUGUUCUUGGAGGUUAUGGGUUAUUUGAUUCAACCCAAAUUCAAAUAAAAAAUAUUGAAAGAGUAAAAAAAAGUAAAUUAGCAAUUGAAUUUAAAUCAGCAUUAUAUAAAGAAAAUAUUCGUCGUAAUGUUAGAUGUAUUUAUGGAGAAGAUGGUCAGGGAGAAGGUGGACUACCUUAUAUUUUUUCUGUAAUGGGUAUUUAUCUUGCUUCUCAAGGAAUUGACUCAAUAAUAACUCGAAGACCAGUUCAAUUACGUGCAGAAAAACCUGACCAAAAAGAAAAUGAAACUAAACAAAAAGAGCAAGAGAAAUAA